Messenger RNA from Hyaloperonospora brassicae, 1200 nucleotides. The record is from the annotation of a GenBank genome assembly. NCBI's taxonomy places the organism in Eukaryota, Oomycota, Peronosporomycetes, Peronosporales, Peronosporaceae.
AUGUACACUGACAGCGAUUGUGACCGCCCACUGUGGCAGCACCAGACCGCCCCCUUGGAGCGCGUGCCGCCGCUUUUCCACGCUCAGGCCGACUGGUUCUCCCUGCAGGAGGCGUCGCCGCGUCAACUCGACCCUGCGCCUCUAUUAACUCCGCAACAACUGCAACAGCAGUCGCCUGUCAGCAGCUGGAGCAAAGAUACCGGUCGCACGAGCAUCAACUGCACCACUGGUUCUCGUCACGACGCACACGAGUACGGCGCGUUGCCACUGCUCGCUUCGGAGCUCGCGCCCGCGCCAUUGGACGUGUGGACGAACGAGUCCGACGACGUCCAGUCUCCGCGUCCUCAAACCGCACCGUUCCAGUCUUCGCCAUUAAGGGUGCGACCAGAGCCCGCGCUCGCCGACACUGACGAGCUCUACACGCGCCUGCAAGACGGGAAGCCGUUCGCACAGCAGCAGUCAGUUGUCCGUCGUCGGAGCAAGCAAAUCGCUGUUGGUCGCUGGCACAGCGACGAGCACGAGUGGUUCCUCAAGGGCCUCGAGAUGUUCCAAGGGCCUGCGUGGGGCGAGAUCGCGCGACUCAUUGGGACCCGAACGUCCACGCAAGUGCGAACGCAUGCGCAAAAGUUCUUCACAAAGCUCGCGAGGCUCAACCAGACGAUGCCGCACUUUGAGCUGCAGAUCCAGAAAGAGCGAGCUCGACUCGUGGCUCAAGGGGCCAGCAGUGCCCCCCACAGUGCCCAGGGAACAGCACCGCGAGCUUCACUGCUCGCGACGCUGUCGCCCUGCAAGCACUUGGACAGCAAUGGUCUUCGGCAGCCGCGCAAGGCAUUCAGUGGCGACGCGUCGUUGCUGUUCUCAGCGGCGACUGAAGACCGCGAUGCACACGACGUGCACCAGUUGAUGCUGCCGCGAGGAGACGUAGACAGUAUGGAAAGAGCGUUUGCGUCUCCGUCGGCGGAUGAACCACUGGCGACGGCCGAGUGGCCCCCUCACCACUCGUGGACGUCGUGCGAGGGCGCCAGUCUUUGGCCACUGACGUCGCCGACGUCGCCGACCGCGUCACUGCAGUUGACAGCAAUGCAGAUGGACAGCGACCGGCUGCAACACGCACUGGUGCCCAGCGUCGAGUCCGACGUGGACUCGUCGCUGCCGUCGAUGACCAAACUAUUGUAUCGCAGCAGUGCGACGUCAAGUUGA